AUUUUCCGUAGAAACUGAUACAAAUUGUUUAUCAGUUUGUCAAAAUGCAGUGGAUAAACCAAAUCAUUGUAUUAUUUUCUAUCAUUGAUUUUCCCAUAGCGCUUUCAGAAACUCCUUCUGAGGCCCUGAUGCGAUACAUACAAACUGACAAGCAAGCAGGAGAAAAAGCUCUUAACGAAACACAAAUUCAAGAAAAGGUUACUGCAAACAUCUUAAAUGACGUAUACCAGAAAGUUAUUUCAGAUUUUUCCUGGAUAAUUGAAGAUAUCAACGAACAAGUUCAGUUGCUUCAAGAUGAACUUAAUUAUGCAGGAAUAACAAACUCCAUUUGUCAGCAAGAGAUAGACAAUCUUCUGAAUAGUGACUUGAAUCUAACACUGUUUUCCAAAGUUGAUAAGGAGAAAAUUGAAAUAUAUGAUAAAAUUCUCAGUUACAUUGUAGAGGCAGGAACUAACAAAAUUGAUUUAUAUCAUUCUCAAGUUACCAAAACGUGGACUGAAAUGGUCAGCUGUCAAGGAUCAGAAAAUCCUGCUACAUGUAUUCCAACAAUCUUCGAAUACAUACAGGAACGAAUUCAGAAAUGUCCACAGGAAUAUGAAGAAGCUGUUCAAGGUUUACAGGCUGAGAUGAAGGAACACGAAAAUGCCUACAAAAAUAGAAGUGUCGCUUAUGUGGAAGAAAUGAAAGGAACUCUGAAACCGUUGGUAACUUUGAUGAAGACCUGUGUACAUUUAGAAAUGAGUAGGACCUAAAACCGUCAGUGAAUGGGACAGAUUUUAAUAUAUCCUUCAAAUGAAUCAAAUGCCCACGUAUGUAAUCAUUUCCAAAUAAAAUGCCGUUUCACGAA
Messenger RNA from Leptinotarsa decemlineata (Colorado potato beetle), 847 nucleotides. RefSeq lists its product as uncharacterized. The record is from RefSeq and is a predicted model, not a curated record. Lineage: Eukaryota; Metazoa; Arthropoda; Insecta; Coleoptera; Chrysomelidae.